AUGGUGUCGGGAAGAGGAUAUAAGGACUGGCAAUGCUUGGUUCAGUGCAAACGAUCACCUUCGACAGAAGCAACAAACUCCUCGUCCAUUACGCGAACAGGUUUUAGGCUUUCUACACACACCGCCGUCAAGAUGCUCACCAGUGUUUUGUCCUUUACCCCGGAGAUGGCCGCAACCGUCACCGAGUACUGCACCAACAGCUCCAACGAUGUUUCAGGUGACAUGAAGGAGCUCUGGGACUGGACUGUAGGCGAGUUUGAAGACUCUGACAAGAUGUCAUCACCCCUCCAAGGGGCCACCAUGCAAUUUCUCGCACAGCUAUUGGGCGCCAAGCGAAUUCUUGAGAUCGGCUGCUACUCCGGCUACAGCGCUUUGGCCUGGUACGAGGCUACCAAGCAAACUAACGCUGAGAUCAUCACCCUGGAACUGGAUCCCAAGAUGAUCGCAGCUUCGCGUCGAACCAUUGCCAAGUACAAAAUGGCUGACCGAGUCCAUCUGAUUGAGGGAAAGGCGCAGGACUCCAUCGAAACACUGACGGGCACGUUCGACAUCAUCUUCGUCGAUGCGAACAAAGAUGGCUACGAGACCUACGUGAAACAGAUCCUGGACAAGAAGCUUCUGUCGCCCAAUGGACUGAUCAUGUGCGACAAUGUCUUCGCUCGUGGCAUGACCAUCUCCACCGAAGCCAAUCCCCAUCUGCCAGGAAAGGUUCGGCCUUACUGGACGGAGUGCGGAAAGGCUCUCAAGAGGUUCAACAAUUUUUGCAAGAACGAUCCCAGAAUUGACACUGUCCUCAUGCCGGUGUACGACGGUGUUACUUUCAUCAAGUGGAAGCAGUAA
This is a messenger RNA of Paraphaeosphaeria sporulosa, 840 nucleotides long. Its product is annotated as O-methyltransferase. The transcript is spliced from 4 exons. NCBI's taxonomy places the organism in Eukaryota, Fungi, Ascomycota, Dothideomycetes, Pleosporales, Didymosphaeriaceae. Gene Ontology annotation, molecular function: O-methyltransferase activity; S-adenosylmethionine-dependent methyltransferase activity. The record is from RefSeq and is a predicted model, not a curated record. Bases 1 to 840 code for a protein of 279 amino acids.